This is a messenger RNA of Opisthorchis viverrini, 287 nucleotides long. RefSeq lists its product as hypothetical. The annotation marks the transcript as partial. The transcript has 3 exons. The record is from RefSeq and is a predicted model, not a curated record. NCBI's taxonomy places the organism in Eukaryota, Metazoa, Platyhelminthes, Trematoda, Opisthorchiida, Opisthorchiidae.
AUGGCAGUUAGGCAACAAAGAGUGCUACAGCUGAACGAUUUUAGAUCAUGUGCGUCGAACAAUAGCACUCAACUUAAGGUAAAAAAUAUACCCGAGGAAAUCCUGAAAGAAGCUGAUUCGCGACGAACGUCCAGGAACUGUAAACGUAUGGAACCGUUCAAUUUAUCAACCUGUCUGCACGAGCCCAAUCGAUAUUCGAUAGCUGACCUCCGUCCUCUGAAGAACCGCGUCGUAUUAUGGCCGUCUAUGGUCGAGCAGGCUGACCCACAUUUCAUCGUUCAAGUGUA